Passer domesticus (house sparrow) is the source of this 11129-nucleotide messenger RNA. It is a transcript of the gene PAPPA, whose product is annotated as pappalysin 1. Gene Ontology annotation, molecular function: metalloendopeptidase activity. The record is from RefSeq and is a predicted model, not a curated record. NCBI's taxonomy places the organism in Eukaryota, Metazoa, Chordata, Aves, Passeriformes, Passeridae. Bases 445 to 5331 code for a protein of 1628 amino acids. The transcript is spliced from 23 exons. Gene Ontology annotation, biological process: cell surface receptor signaling pathway; proteolysis.
CUGAGUCUUGGAGAAAGCUGGGGGGUUGUUUUGGUUUUUUGUUUUGUUUUGAGUGUGUGUGAGAGUGUGUGUGUGUUUUUUUUAAGAAGAAAAAAAAAUAAAGGGAAGAAAAUUCAGCAGAGAAAAGAAGAGAGAGAGGAGUUCCAGCUGUGGAGGAAUAGAGGAGAAGAAGACAGAUAGAGAAGGAAGAACAGAGAAAUACAUUUCAACCAAGAAGGAGUUUUGAUUUAUUUGAUUUUUAUUUGUUUUAAGGAGAAAAAAAAUCUAUAAGCAGGAAAAAGAAAGAAAGAAAAAGAAAAAAAGAAAAGAAAAAGCAACUGAGAAGGGUUAUAAAAAGAGCAAAUACCAAGAAGGGUGAACAAGAGAAGAAAGUCAAGGCAAGGAGGAGCCCAAAGCUGGCAGAUCGGGAGGAUUUGCAGGGGAGAAGGGGGGGGAAGAUUGGAAAUGCAGCUCUGGAGUUUGCUGCUGCCUCUUGCGCUUCUCUGUACAGCCCUAGCCAGUGGACCCGAAUGUGGGAUGGACGAGCGCUCCCGCAGGGCACGAAGGGACACCAGGCACAGCCGCCAGCUCCUCCACACUGCCCCGGGCACCUGUGCCACCAGGUUAGCCCGAGGAAGGCGCUCCACUGCUGGGCUGGAGCCUGGGCAUGUCCCCCGCAGGAGGCAACAGCGGGAGGUAAAGGACGAAGAGGAGUCCCUUACCCCGAGCAGGGCGCUCUAUUUCAGUGGCCAAGGUGAUCAGCUGCGGCUGAAGGCAGACGUUGAGCUGCCCCGAGAUGCCUUCACUUUGCAAGUGUGGCUGAAAGCCGAAGGCGGACAGAGAUCUCCGGCUGUCAUUGCAGGACUGUAUGACAAAUGUUCUUACACCUCCCGUGACCGAGGCUGGGUCCUGGGGAUUAACACCGUCAGUGACCAGGGGAACAGAGACCCCCGCUAUUUCUUCUCGCUGAAGACGGACCGUGCUCGCAAAGUCACCACCAUUGCAGCACACCGCAGCUACCUCCCUAACCAGUGGGUGCACCUGGCUGCCACCUACGACGGGCGCCUGAUGAGACUCUACGUGAACGGUGCCCAGGUGGCCACAAGUGGAGAGCAAGUGGGCAGCAUCUUCAGUCUGCUGACCUUGAAGUGCAAGGUGCUCAUGCUGGGAGGAAAUGCCCUGAACCAGAACUAUCGGGGUUACGUGGAGCACUUCAGCCUCUGGAGGACAGCCCGGUCUCAAAAGGAGAUCUUGUUGGACAUGGAGCAGACGAUUCACAGGCAAGACACGCCCCUACCUCAGCUCGUUCUUCAAGACAGUUUACUGAAUGUGAAAAGCAGCUGGUCUCCCAUGAAGGAUGGCAGCAGCCCUCAGACCAAGUUCAGCUACCACCACGGCUAUCUGCUGGACACCAGCCUGGACCCUCCUCUCUGCGGGCAGACAGUGUGUGACAACACGGAUGUCAUCGCCAGCUACAACAAACUGCCCAGGUUCCGCCGCAACAAAACCGUGCGCUACCGCGUGGUGAAUCUGUAUGACGACAAACAUCAGAACCCCACCGUCAGCCAGCAGCAGAUCGAGUUCCAGCACCAGCACCUGAACGAGGCUUUCAGCCGCUACAACAUCACCUGGGAACUGGAGGUGCUGGAGGUGAAGAAUUCUUCCCUUCGCCACCGACUCAUCCUGGCCAACUGCGACAUCAGCAAGAUUGGGGAUGAGAACUGUGACCCCGAGUGCAACCACACCCUGACGGGGUACGACGGCGGGGACUGCCGGCACGUCCGCCACACGCUCUUCAACAAGAAGAAGCAGAAUGGGGUGUGUGACAUGGAUUGUAAUUACGAGAGGUACAACUUUGACGGGGGAGAGUGCUGCAACCCAGAGAUAACUGAAGUCACCAAGACCUGCUUUGACCCAUAUUCUCCUUACAGGGCAUACUUGGAUGUCAAUGAACUUAAGAACAUACUCAAACUGGAUGGAUCCACACACCUCAACAUCUUUUUUGCCAAUUCCUCUGAGGAAGAGCUGGCUGGAGUGGCAACUUGGCCCUGGGACAAAGAAGCCUUGAUGCAUCUAGGUGGCAUCGUGCUGAAUCCCUCCUUCUACGGAAUCCCUGGCCACACACACACCAUGAUCCACGAAAUUGGGCACAGCCUGGGGCUCUACCACGUCUUCAGGGGCAUCUCUGAGAUCCUGUCCUGCAGCGACCCAUGCAUGGAAACAGAGCCCUCCUUUGAGACUGGAGACCUCUGCAGUGACACCAACCCUGCUCCUAAGCACAAGCUGUGUGGGGACCCUGGGCCUGGCAAUGACACCUGUGGUUUCCACAGUUUCCUGAACACGCCUUUCAGUAACUUCAUGAGCUACGCAGACGAUGACUGCACCAACUCCUUCACGCCCAACCAGGUGGCCAGGAUGCACUGCUACCUGGACCUCGUCUACCAGAGCUGGCAGCCCACCAAGAAACCGGCUCCCGUGGCAAUUGCCCCCCAGAUUGUGGCUCGCACCUCCACCUCUGUCACCCUCGAGUGGUUUCCACCCAUCGAUGGCCACUUCUUUGAAAGAGAAGUGGGAUCAGCAUGUGAUCUGUGUGCAGAAGGAAGAGUCCUGGUGCAGUACGCCUUCAGCGCCUCUUCUCCCAUGCCCUGCGAUCCCUCGGGGCACUGGAGCCCACGGGAGGCAGAAGGGCACCCUGACGUUGAGCAGCCCUGUAAAUCCAGUGUCAGGACGUGGAGUCCCAACUCGGCCGUCAACCAACACACGGUGCCCCCAGCCUGCCCCGAGCCCCAGGGCUGCUACCUGCAGCUGGAAUUUCGCUACCCCCUGACUCCAGAGUCCCUCACAAUCUGGGUGACAUUUGUUUCCCCAGACUGGGACUCCAGUGGAGCAGUGAAUGACAUCAAGCUGCUCACCGUCAGCGGGAAGAACAUUUCACUCGGGCCACAGAAUGUCUUCUGUGACAUCCCACUGACCAUAAAGCUGGAUGUGGGACAAGUGGGAGAGGAGGUGUAUGGGAUCCAGAUCUACACCUUGGAUGAGCACCUGGAAAUCGACGCUGCCAUGCUGAGCUCUGUCCCCCACAGCACCCUGUGCUCAGGCUGCAAACCCAUCCAGUACAAAGUGGUGCGGGACCCCCCUUUCCAGUCUGGAUCUCCAGUGGUCAUCUCAAACCUCAGUAGGAGAUUUGUGGACACGGAGCUGAGCGACGGGACCACGUACAGAUACCAGGUGGUCAUUGUGUCCGGGAUGGAGGAGAGCGAGCCGUCCCCCGCCCUCGUUUACAUCUCUGGGAGUGGAUACUGCGGAGAUGGGAUUAUCCAAAUAGAGCUGGGGGAAGAAUGUGAUGACAUGAACAAGAUAAACGGUGAUGGCUGUUCCCUGUUCUGCCUGCAGGAGUUGUCCUUUAAUUGCAUCGAUGAGCCCAGCAGGUGCUAUUUCCACGACGGCGAUGGAGUCUGUGAGGAAUUUGAGCAAAUGACCAGCAUCAAAGACUGUGGCGUUUACACUCCCAAAGGCUUCCUGGAUCAGUGGGCUUCCAACGUCUCUGUCUCACACCACAGUGACCAGCAGUGCCCAGGGUGGGUGGUCAUUGGUCAGCCAGCUGCAACCCAGAUGUGCCGUACCAAGGUGAUCGACUUGAACGAUGGAGUGUCCCAGUAUGCCUGGUAUCCCUGCACGGCCAACUUCCAGUACUCCCACAUGGCACAGACCAUUUUCUGGCUGAAGGCUUAUUUUUCCCAGCCUAUGGUGGCUGCAGCAGUCCUUGUUCACUUGGUCACAGAUGGGACCUACUACCUGGACCAGAAGCAGGAGACCAUUGGUGUGCAGCUGUUUGACACCAAAGAGCAAAGCCACGACCUUGGUGUCCACGUCCUGAGCUGCAGGAACAAUCCCCUGAUUAUCCCCGUCAUCCAUGACCUCAGUCACCCUUUUUAUCACACCCAGGCUGUCCUCAUUAGCUUCAGCUCCCAGUUUGUGGCCAUCUCUGGGGUGGCCCUGCGUUCCUUCCACAACUUCGACCCCAUCACCAUCAGCAGCUGCCAGCAAGGACAGACCUACAGCCCUGCGGAGCAGAGCUGUGUCCACUACUCUUGCGAAGCCACCGACUGCCAGAGGCUGGAGAUCGAGAACGCGGUGCUGAACUGCACCGGCGGCACCGGCUGGGACAGCGGCGCCCAGUGCAACGUCAGCUGCAGGACUGGCUACAUCCUGCACAUCCACAGAGACGAUGAUCUCAUCAAGAGCCAGACGGAGUCCAGCGUCACCAUGACUUGCAUGGAUGGGAAGUGGAACAAGCAGGUGACAUGUGAGCCCGUGGACUGUGGUGUCCCAGACCAGUACCAUGUCUACCCAGCCACCUUCAACUGCAGUGAGGGGACCACCUUUGGCAAGAAAUGCUCCUUCACAUGCCGACCUCCUGCUCUUCUGAAAGGAAACAACAGCAACUUGACCUGCAUGGAGGAUGGGUUGUGGUCCUUUCCUGAGGCCCUGUGUGAGCUGAUGUGUCGAGCACCCUCCAUCGUCCCCAACGCGGAUCUCCAGACCUCGCGCUGCCGAGAAGACAAGCACAAAGUGGGCUCGUUCUGCAAGUACAAAUGCAAACCAGGUUACCACGUCCCUGGAUCCUCCAGAAAAUCAAGAAAGCGAGCCUUUAAGAUCCAGUGCACGCAAGAUGGCACGUGGCUGCCAGGCGCCUGCGUGCCUGUCACCUGUGACCCUCCACCUUCCAAGUUCCACGGGCUCUACCAGUGCUCCAACGGCUUCCAGUUCAACAGCGAGUGCCGAAUCAAGUGCGAGGAUGAUGACAGCCAGUCGGGCCGUGGGAGCAAUGUGAUCCACUGCCGGAAGGAUGGCACCUGGAGCGGGUCCUUCCACCUGUGCAGAGAGAUGCAGGGACAGUGUGCUCUGCCCACCCAGCUCAACAGCCACCUGAAGCUGCAGUGCGCCGGCGGCUACGGCAUAGGCACGGAGUGUACCACCUCCUGUCUGGAUCACAGUCACGAGCCCAUCCUCCUGCGCGUGAACGAGACCGUGCAAGACAUUCAGCACUGGAUGAACCCUCAGAGAGUGAAGAGUGUUGUCUGCACAGCAGGACUCAAGUGGUACCCUCACCCUUCCCUGAUUCAUUGUGUUAAAGGCUGUGAGCCUUUCAUGGGGGACAACUACUGUGACUCCAUCAACAACAGAGCCUUCUGCAACUAUGAUGGUGGGGACUGCUGCGCCUCAACAGUCAAGACCAAAAAGGUGACACCGUUUCCUAUGUCCUGUGACCUACAAGGAGAGUGUGCUUGCCGGGACCCCAACGCCCAAGAGCACAACCAGAAAGACCUCCGUGGCUUCAGUCUUGGAUAAAGCCAAGUGACAUGGAAAGGAGGACCACACUGCUCAAGGCAGGCUAGGAGAGACACCACAUCCCUUUUGGUAUUGUUUUUAACAUUUAGCUGCUCAACUGGAUGGCAUUUCUGCACCAGGGACCCUUAGAAUUCAACCAGUCUGCCUUUAAUUUUUGUCCAAGGAGAACUCAAAGUAGGGGUUCAUGUAUUAAUUAUAUCUUAAAUGGUGAUCAUGAGAAAAAAAAAAAAAACAAACAACCAAGAGUCAAGUCAAGAUGAUUUUCAUGUAUCAAAACAGCAUGUUAUGCCCAUCUAAUUUGAACAGUUCAUAUCUAGAUUCAAGGCGAGAAACAAACUAUUUAUAUACACAUAUUUAUAGAAAUAAGUAGAGAGAGAGAAAGAGUGAGAGAUUAUGAUCAACGCAAAAACACUUUCCCCUCCCCAGCACUCACAACUCAGACCGUUUGUAGAAGAGGCUGAGCUCUUGGAGGACUCUAAGCUGAGCCUUUUCUGAUGCUGAAUGCCAAGCACUGGGGCAAGAAAACAGGACACCAGCCAGCCAAAGGAAUCUGCUUUCUGGUCUCCACUCUGCCAAGUGGUUCUGCAGCCUCCUCCACCCCACUCUUAGGCUGAUCUGAUUCUGACAACUGCUUCUUGAUCCCAUUUUCUCGGGAGACGGAGAGAGGAGGAAGAGACACCUGCCAUGAGGAAAGGCCCAUAGGAGACAGUAUUAGAAUUUUGGCCAUAUUUGUCAGUAUUAAGCUGCCAGGCCAGUGGGUCGGACACUUGGGAUAGACCAGGAGCCUAGCUGUUUGUAAUCUUCCAGAAAGAAGGGCAUUAGCUGCAGCAGAUCUCACACUACCCUGUCAUCCUCCUGCUUCAGCCUAGAGGGCAACAUGUGCCAGACCCUCAGUGAUUCCCUUCCUUACAGGGUUCAUUACAUUGAGUCACUGAGAUACCCAGGGCAUCCAAUGCUGCUGCUGCUACUGCAGCCCAUCCCAGGGAAAUCCCAGAGAUCUUUCCAGUGUGGCUUGGGCAUGUGCUCCAAGUUCCCACUAAGAAGUACACACAUCCAAAAAAGCAUCCUUCCCAGUGUUAAGUUUGUUUGUUCCUUGGAACUGUUGUGACUUUCACAAUCUACUGGGUAAAGAGAAAAACAUUUUUUUUCUAACUCCUGCUUUAGGCACUGGAGAAAGGCAGAAGGGUAAGGGCAGGGGUCAUUUAGCUCGCAGAAAUAGAUGUAAAAAUUAUUUGGAGAACUAGAGAUGGAAAAAUUAUAGAAUAAUAGGUGCAGGGAGCCAGGUUCUUGUUACCCACUGUUGGGGUUAUUUCUGUUGGAAUGAACCAGAGAAGAGUCUCAAGAACAAAGUAGAGGCCUGGAGAGGGGAUUGUCAUUAAGAAGGUGAGGAGCUCUCUGUUGUGAAGCUCCAGCUAUUCCUAGAGAAGGCCUGGCCAUGGGAGCUGUGUGGAUGGCUCUGCCCCUUCUGUGCAGGGGUGUCCUGGAAAGGGAGGUGCAGUGGGAUCAGGGUUCCUGCCAUGGAAUCAGACUGGACAUCCCCCAGCUUAGAGAACAGUGGCAUAAGCUUCCACUUUUGCCCUUUGCCUUCUACCUAGUAUAGGAAGCAAAUAACUGUGCAAAGGUUGCUGCUUCCUUCUGGUCCCUUUGCCCUCCCCUGUUUUGUUGGCAGUUUGUUCGUGUACCACCCAGCCUGUCAGAAGAGCUCACAACCUCAAAAGUCUUUCAGACUGGCACUUCAUGUCCUCAACGCCUGAGGUGUCUUGGUGUGAUUUCCCCUCUCCAUCCCACCUGGGUUUCAUCCCAGCAGGGAGCCUCAGUUCAGCUCCUGAGUGCAUGCUGAAAAUGCCCUUCCCAGUGCAGAGCUCAGCAUGGAGGAGAUUUCCCAUCUGCUUUUCCCACUUGGACAGUGCCCAGCAGAGACCGGUCUGUACAGAUAUUAUUGCCACUUGCUGCUGUGGGCUCACAGGAGCUGAGGGCCAGCUGUGCCCCUCUGGCCAGCCAGGGCCAGCCCCUGCUUGCUGAGCUGGAAACCUCAGCUCAAAGGAGAGUGGCUUCUCACCAGCACAGCCUCACUCUUCAGCUUCCUCCUGCAGUCCUGGUGUGCCCCAAUUCCCUUUCCCACCAGCAGACUUUCCAUGCUGCUAUUUGAUUUUUAUUUUUAACUACUAUGUUGGCACUGUCCAUAUCCUCCAGUAGGCCUGAUGGGAUCAGGAGUGGAAAAAAGUUCUGCUCUGAGUCAUGUUAAAUCAAAUUAUUUGUUGGGCGUUUUUUUUUUUUUUCCAUUGGGGAAAAUCCCCUCUGCAUUUUCAGGUGCUGUAUCAAGCACCCAGAGAGAUGCCAAGAGGGGAGCAGACACAUGCUCAGGUCUUGUCCCCUGUGCUUCCAACUUUGGGCAAGGCUCAAAGUGAGCUGGAUCCUCACAUCAUCUACCACUGUAUGGGCCUCAAAUGCCCAGUGGAGUCCUAGGAAAGACCCUCCCUGACUGUGGGGGGCAGUGGGUGGAAAGUGAGAGGGACAUCAACCCCCACCUCCACCCUCUGAGCCAGCAGCAUAGGACAAUAUCAAACCAGAAGUGUGGGGGAAGAGAAGCGGGUGCUGAUGCUGGUGAAAUUUAGCUGCUCAUUAAGUCCAGUUCCCAUUAGUGCCAAGAUCUUCUCUGUCACAGAUAGUGAGCCAGGGUUGCACCUUAUCUAGGGCCACCAGGCUGUGGGGGAUGGCCAUGGCCAGCAGGAGGGAAAGCUGGAGCAGAAAGCGGUGAAUGGUGCACGGUGGGGUGGGAAACUCCAAUCAGCUGCUACCCCUCUCCCUCCCCACCAUCUCGCAGACAGGCUGAGCUGGUGUCCUCCUGCUUUUCUUGCAUCUUCCGCUGUCACCCCCAGGCUGAGAAAGGAGGAUGGCACCAGAGGAUUCUUGGAAUCGGGUUCCAGCUACCUCCCUUCUAGUUUCAGUUUCACUUGGUUGUAACUGUCGGUUUGUUUUAGGUUUUACCUGUGUCUAAGAAAAAAAAAAAAUUUAAAAAAAGGGAAAAAAAGAGAGAGAAAAAAGAAGAGAGAGAGAAAAAAGAAAGCCCCAUAGCCAACAAAAUUUUUUUGCUGCAAGUGAUUCAAGUGGAAAAAAAAAUAAUGUGUGAGGCUAUACAGAGAGGAACAGGAGAGAAAAAAAGAAAACAACAAAACCCAUAAAAAAUGGAAAAAAGAAAAAGGAAAGAAAACCCGCAUAAUCCAAAUCCAAGAAGAGCAAAGCCUAUUUUUGUGUGUUUGAAAGGAAAACACCGAUUCUGCCAGCUGAGUAGAGAGCUAGAUACUAAGUGUAGAUUUCCCUAGAAGUACCGUGAGGUUUUAUAACAUUGUCUGGUUUUGUUUUCCUCGUGUGUUGUGAUAAGUCCAGGAACUAAGGCUAAGGGGUUAUCCCCUGGUAUAUUGUUGUUUGUGGGGGGAGGGAGGGGGUGGAGUUUGUUAUUUUUUUUCCAGAUUAUUUUUUUAAGUGUGUAUUUGUGCUUAUUUUUACGUUAUCCAACUGUACAUACGCAUUUAAUCAGUAUUUCACUGUGCUCUAAUUACUGCACUCAGAAGCACUGCACAGUCGGAAUCCCGGAGAGCUGCGAGAGACUGGGAGUGAAGGGGGAAGGAGAAAGCUGCUACCUGAGCAGACAGGUGAUUCCCAUUUUGGGGAAGCGGGGCGCUGACCACCCCCUUCCCACACUCCAGCCCCUUGUGCCCAUUCGAGGCCGAGCUAGAAGACAGGAGGAGAUGGGGUGAAGUCAGGCAAGGCUGGGAUGCCCAAAGGGGUUUCAGAGCUGCAAGUCUGGCCUUUGAACUAUUUUGGAUGCUGUGGAAAUUCCCAGCCUUUUGGCAGCAUCUUGCCCUCCCUGCCCAAUCCCUGGAGGACCCAGUGAGAAUUGAUGGGCAUGUUCAUAUCACAAGGACCACAUGCCUUGCAGAGAUAUGCUCUAGGUAUCUCUAGAUAUCUUCAUGGUUGUGGGCCCCAUUUUGGUCUCAGUGGUGCAGCUGAGCUGAUCUGUUUUAGAUUUUUUCCAUGUUACCCCAUCCUCUGGGGCGGGCCAUCUCCCUGUUGAGGGCAGCAGCACUCUUGCCUCUGGGUGACCUUAUAUGCUGGGCAUACUGAAGGCCCGAGAACAGUCCCAUUUCCCUGGAGGACCUUGACCACUGCCUUCAGUGGGAGCAUGAGCAGAACAUCAGCAGGAGCAGGUCCAGGUGGCCCAAGAUGUAUUUCCUUGUAGCUAUGGUCAAUUUGGGCAGUAGGGAUUUGGUGUUGGGCUGUUCCUGCCACCUGGAGGGGUUCAACCCCUCCUGUUCUUUUUAGCAGGAGCAAAGUGAGGCUUAAUGUUUUGUUUCUGUCUUCGUUUAGCAAACUGAGUUUUUCCCUUUUCACCGGAUCUACACAUCCAAGAUUCAUUGAGAAUGAGAAUCACUUCCUUUGAGGCCACACUCAAGAGCUUGGGUUGGCCUCAGGUGUUCAGUGAGGAGUCUUGGUGCUACUUGUUGGUAGUUUUAGUCCUGUUGGGUCGAGAUGUGGAGCUAACGAGUCCAAGUUGUCUUUGGUUCCCAUUCUGACUUAGGUUUUAGUCUUUUGUUUUUUCCUUCUUUUGGUGAGGCCACAUUCAACCACCAGUUUCCAUCUUCUGAGUGCAAAGAACCAGGGCUUUAACAAAACAUUUCACCAGCAAUUCAAGAGGGAAUUGGAACCAUUGUGGAGUUUGCAUUGUACGGCCUCUGUAAUUACGUACCUGUCUGCAGAUGAGAGGCUGAAUUUUGCUCCCAUCAAGUCAACACAGGUUUUUGUUGUUGUUGACUUCACUGGGAGCAGGAUUGAGCCAUACUAUAUAUAUAAAUAUAUAUAUAAAUAUAUAUGUGAUAUAUAUAUAAUAUUAUAUGUGUAAUAUUAUAUAUAUAUCAGUGUAAUAUUUACAAAUAAAACUGUGAUCUCGUCUAGAGAAAAAUGUAUUCAUAUUACCAACUGCUCUUCCAUAUUUAUGUAUCAUAUUGUAUCUUUUUAUUAUAAUUAUUAUGAUUAUUAUGGUUAUUAUUAUUAUUAUUAUUAUGGAAUCUUUCUUGGCACCUUUUGGAAGCCACGUCAACCAAUACUCCAAUGAAGUGCUGAGGAUCUAUUUUCACAAGAAUUCUACUGGUCUACUGUAUAAAAGAGAAAAGAAAAAAAAAAAAAGAAACAAGCAAAAUACAGUUCAACCCUUAAUUCUGUACCUCACGCCUGUACGUUUGCUGCUCCAAUUUUGGGUUUUAUUUUGCGUUCGUUUGUUUUUAACGGAUCUAAUUUAAGUCUCCAAGCAAUAUAUAAAGAUGUAAAUAGUAAAGCUUAUUUAUUAAGAUUGUCAUCUUUUUUAAUUUAUAUUUACACAAUUGUUCAUCUAAUUUAUUUUUUUUUUCAAUACAGUUUUUAACAGUUGUCCUUUUUGGUUCAUGAUGUUUUUUAAAUCAUUUUCACAGAAUUUCUUUAUACAGCUUUUUCUCUUUCUUUGAAUAAGCAACAACUUCCUCUGGUCUUUCAAAAACAGGUCAUGUUUCACUCCAAAAAAAAAAGUUAUGUCAGAUUCAUCAGAAAUAUUUUGCCAUUGUUGAUUCCUAUACCCUAAAGUUCUAUAUUAUAUAAAUAUAUAAUACCUUGUAUGCUUAAAUAUUUAACUGUGUGAUUUUGUAUAUAUCUUCAUACACAUGCUCACACACAUAUGAGGGUUAAUGUCCCCAGAUGUUGGGAGAACAGAGAAUCAGAAACACAAACAAUAUAAGCUUGUAUUAAAGAGUUCUGAACUGGACCCCUCA